UUUGGCGCAUGGGCAAAAGAACGGAGCAGAAACUUUCCGACUUUUGCUGGCGACCAAGAUGGCGGACUGAACUAUCCGUGGCUCCUCGAAGAAGUUUCACAUUUACGAUGCUUCUGUUCUAUAGAUUCACCUUGUCUAAAGUCCACGAAACGGAAGUUGAGUUUGGAGCGAUGGAGUGUUUCCUGAAGUGAAGAUUGAAGACGUGAUAGAAGAUGGACGACUACUGCUAUGCUAAGAUGGCGACGUCCGCUAAAAGAGAACAUGAAAGAGAAUCAGCGCCACCAACUUCCAGCAAAUCACCAACGGAGAUAAAGAUAAAAACUGCAGCUGAAGACGUGAAACAGCUGAUUGGUCGUUUGGAAGAUUGUCCCCCUCAGCCGCAGGUUGACGACUCCACUUUGAAGGAAGAGCAUCCAUGGCCCCCCCACAUUAAAGAGGAAGAGGGGGAACUCUGGAUCACUCAGGAGGGAGAGUGUCUUCUAGGGCCGCAGAAAGCUGAUCCCACCAAGUUUCCACUGACUGUUGUCUCUGUGAAGACUGAAGAUGACAAAGAGAAACCACAACUAGACAACCUCUUAGCUCCACGAUCAGAUAGUGAGGAUGAGGACGAAGUUGAAGUAACUUUGAGCAACAAUACAGACUCUGAAGGUGAUUUGAGGACUCACACCGACAACAAACAUUCUGACAGCUCUAUAAAGAAGAGGGGUAAAAAGCAUUUGAGCUGCUCCAUUUGUGCUAAAUGCUUUACUCAAACAAACACUUUGACUCAUCACAUGAGAACACACACGGGAGAAAAACCGUUUAUUUGCUCAGUUUGCGGUAAAAAAUGUUCUCAGAAGAGCAAUUUGACAAGACACAUGAGAACGCACACAGGCGAAAAACCAUUUAGAUGUUCAGUUUGCGGUAAAACAUUUUCUAACAAGGUCUGUCUGACAGCGCACGCGAGGACGCACACAGGAGAGAAACCAUUUAAAUGUUCAGAUUGUGGUCAGAAUUUUUCCCAGAAGGCCAAUUUGACAGCACACAUGAGGACACACACAGGAGAAAAAACAUCUAAUUGUUCAGUUUGUGGCAAACAUAUUUCCCGUAAGACCCAUCUGACCGCACACAUGAGAACGCACACAGGAGAGAAACCGUUUUAUUGUUCGGUUUGCGGCCAAUUUUUUUCUCAACAGGCCAAUUUGAAGGCGCACAUGAGAACACACACCGGAGAGAAACCAUUUUCUUGUUCGGUUUGCCGUCAAAUUUUUUCUCACAAGGCUAAUUUGGCGGCGCACAUGAGGACGCACACAGGGGAGAAACCAUUUAAUUGUUCAGUUUGUGGCCAGAGGUUUUCUCAAAAGUCCAAUUUGACGACACACAUGAGAAAACACAGGAGAAAAACCAUUUAAUUGUUCAGUUUGUUUUGAAAGCUUUUCUUAGACUUAGACACACUUCACGAUGGGAAGGGUAAGGAUGGAAAGGAUAAUGCAGGUAUAAAGUAGACUUUUUCUUCCGGGCAAGUUCUGAAUCAACAUAAAACGAAACACAUUGGUGAAAAACAUUUAGUUGUUGGGCGUAGCUACACCAAGUAGCAUUAAGUGUGAUCACAUGAAGGAAUUUAGUGUCAUACACACAGCAGAUCAUCACUUUUUAGGUGUCUUCUCACAUGUGACGUUACACUUUUAUGAUAUGACAAUAUUUAGGUACAGAUUGGAAAACAGAAUGGACUUUUUGUGUUAGUGCUAAAAUCUUUACCUCUCACAAAGACUUCUAAAAUACCUUUUAUCCUGUGCGUGUUUUAAUGCGUUACCAUAGUUGCCUGGGGCGGUGUGGCUCGGUUGGUAACACCUUGAAGGUUCCAGCUACUUGAAGGUUCUAGGUUCGAUUUCGCCAUCCUAGUCACAGCCGUUGUGUCCUCGGGCAAGACAUUUUACUCACUUUCUCCCAGUGCCACGCACACUGGUGUAAAUGUAGUUUAAAAUUGUAAAUAAUGGGUUUUACCAUUUAUUACUUGAGAAAAGUGCUAUAUAAUUAUAAGUCACCUCACUCCACACUUCACUUGCCCACUAAACUAAUCUGUUACAGCAAACUGACCGUUAUGUUUUUCCCCUGUGAGUUAGACUUUGAUUGGUUGAGAGCAACAUGGAUGGGGUUUUCCUCACUUUCCUAUUGGACGACAUCUAUGAUCAUGGAAUUGUGUUUGUGUUGUGACAAUGUUGUAUAAUAUCAGUGACUUCCUGUUAUAUUCAAACAGUCCCAUACUUCUGGUCUUCUGUCAUUGGGAUAUUAUAAAAAAUAAAUAAAGUCAAACCUGUUGUGCUAAAGUAGAUUGUUAAAAGUGAUUUUGGCGUUUACUCAGAAGGACUACUGUGGUCAAGCUGAGAGAACAAAGUGCCCAUUACAACAAAGUAAGAAGAGUUACGACAACUUCAAUUAGAAAAUAAGUGUAGAAACUCUUUAAAAAGCCAUAACAAUGCGUCACGCGUAGUGUUGAACUUUAAACAUCUGAGCCUGCCGACCUCCAUCUUUUUCCUCGGAGGGAGCCGAGUCGUCCAAGUAAGUACUUUUUGAAUUUAUUUUGUUCAUCUGUCGGUAAUGUGCAUUGGUCGUCUAAUGUCUCUCCGUCUCAAAUGAUCCGUCUGCUAAAUAAUGAUAAAUAUUUCAUGCUAAUUUGUUUCCAGAAAGGUGAAAGCUUCAUAUGGAGGGCUUUGUCCUUUUUCUUUCUGAAGUAUCCUACAUUUCAUUGCCGGCGGCCGUAUUGGAAGGCUUUGUUUACCGAGAGUCAUUGUUCACGAUAGCGCUACGGGAUAUAUUCGUAGUACUCAAAGUAGCUUUAGUGCGAUGGAGAAAGACUUCGAGUCACUAGAUAGGAAGUCCCUUACUCGUUAUAAAAAGAAAACAGCCGUAAUUGGAUGUGAGGAUCCUUAUUAGAUCAACAAGUCUGACUUGAGUAGAGAUCAUUUGGUAAACUACUUGAUUCUUCAACCCAGCUCAUUUUAUAUUUUGAAGGACUGCAAGAAUGAUAUGGGUCUAGAAAGUUAUGACCGGUUUGUCUGUGGAUGGGUUUUUGACAUUUUUGUUCAUCUGUAUAAACCCAGUGCACAUCAGGUUGUCAAGGCCCGAGUCAUGCACUCUCGGAAGUGAUCAUACCCGAGUUAAUGCAAAGUGGGGCCAUCAUUUAUUUUAGAAGAAUUUCUACUCACAUUUUCAUCAUUUAUAGCAAACCUGAAAUGAAAUGAUCCAAACAGACUUUAUUCUGUCCUACGUGUCUGUGUCCCGUGACGUAAACAAGUUGACAGAUAGCUAACAUGAAGAUCCCAAGGAAAGGGAAGAAAGAGUCCAGGCCUUUUAUCUUUAAGAAGCUUUAGUGGUUUUCACAGAGAAUGCACUUUUCCUUUCUUCUUGUCUAAUUGGUCAUUUCUUUCUUUGUUUUCUCUUUUCCUUGUAUGUAUUUUUGCUUUUGUUAUCUUCUCUUUUUUGUUGUUGUAAAACUGUAUAAAGAGACACAAAAUAUAUGUCAAAUAAACACCACUAAGUAACU
Messenger RNA from Entelurus aequoreus (snake pipefish), 3523 nucleotides. Its product is annotated as gastrula zinc finger protein XlCGF8.2DB-like. Lineage: Eukaryota; Metazoa; Chordata; Actinopteri; Syngnathiformes; Syngnathidae. The record is from RefSeq and is a predicted model, not a curated record. Gene Ontology annotation, molecular function: DNA-binding transcription factor activity, RNA polymerase II-specific; RNA polymerase II cis-regulatory region sequence-specific DNA binding. Bases 213 to 1391 code for a protein of 392 amino acids. Gene Ontology annotation, cellular component: nucleus. The transcript is spliced from 2 exons. Gene Ontology annotation, biological process: regulation of transcription by RNA polymerase II; central nervous system development.